Suillus fuscotomentosus is the source of this 2895-nucleotide messenger RNA. RefSeq lists its product as uncharacterized. The record is from RefSeq and is a predicted model, not a curated record. The transcript has 10 exons. Bases 1 to 2895 code for a protein of 964 amino acids. Lineage: Eukaryota; Fungi; Basidiomycota; Agaricomycetes; Boletales; Suillaceae.
AUGGCUAAACGCGCGGCAUCUGGUGAUGAUCAACCUGCCCCAAAGCAUGCCAAACUUGACAAAAGGAAUUGUCAAACAGCACCAUCACCACGGGAGGACGUGAAUGCAUGGCACAUUCUGGAACGGUUCCUCACCACCGAAAUGACAUACCCCGAGAUGGACGACGCGCUUCUAUCGUACCUCGGUGAUCAAUACUCACCAGACGAUUGGAAGGAUGCCCGUGUGGCAUUGUUCUCUGGUGACAGCGAUGACUGUGUUGCGUUAUCAAAUCUUCGCAUCUUAAUGGCUGCGAACCUAUCUCAAAGUUUAUCAGAUACGGCGAGCAUGGCAAAAGAUUCACCCAUAGCUACCUCUGCGUCGAGAAAGGAAGUCCGAAGGGCUAAGGAUAGUCGGACACCUAGGAAUUUCAGGCGCUUUAUUGACGACGAAGCAGGGGAAUCCGAAGACGAGGAGGAUGAGGAGGGGGAGGAGGGGGAGGGGGAUGUUGGAGAUGGCCCCUCUGUGCGAUCACACAAUAUUACAAGUGUGCCAGGACCAUUGGCCAAACUUAAGUUGGCUGUAGCGAUCGAUAGUAUUUUUGACAAGUACGAUCAGGCCCCGCAGAGCUCUUCAGAACGAUGCCUCCCAUACAGAGCCGCCUGGUCCCCCGGCACCAUUGAAAGCAGGAUGUAUCUCCUUAUUGUUCACAGAACUGCUACACGAUAUAUUGCCGAACACCUUCGGGCCAAAAAAUUUCCUGUAACUGUGUCAGCUUGGCUACCUGGCCAGCUUUACGUGGUUUCAGAUAGCCCCAAAACGAUUGCAGCAUCGCUCCCGCCCUCCCAUAGUCUCUCCAUGAAGGAGUAUCUUCAUAUCUCCCAAGAAGAAUGCGAAAUGGUGGAAUGUUCGAACAUCCAACUUCCCAACCCAUUGUGGGUGAGGAUUAAACAUGGCAAGUACAAGGGGGACAUCGGCUACAUCUUCAAUCCCGAUCAAUCAGACCUUUUCGUCACGGUCUUGAUCCCUCCACGAGAAUUUCCCUAUGACAUGCCUCAAGGGUCUGUAGCACUCCUCGACCAGUCCCGCCUGCCAAAAGACAAUACUGUGUCUGAUAUCCUUCUUGAUGGGGAUGUUGUAGGGUGUUUGUACAAAGGACAACGAUACUACAGGGGGCUUUUACUCAAAAACUGUCUGCGCUAUUCCAUUGAACUCGUCGCCUCCCCUCACGUUGAUGACAUCCGACUGCAUGUGCAAUCCAGGUGGGACAAAGACUUUGUGAAGAACACUAUUGCGGCGUUUUCGAUGCAGUUCUUAUGCAAAGGUGAUGCAGUUAGAGUUACCAAAGGAGAAGUUCACUCAGAGAUCGGUACAGUCGUUUCGACACACCACAUGUCUGGUACUGUGUGCCUAGAAUAUAGAGCGCAUAUUUUGGGUGGGAGUGCGGUUAGAGUUGUAGCAGGGUUGUACUCGGGUUUAGAAGGUCAUAUCAUUCAAGCAAACAACGGGGAUAUUUUCGAUGUUUGUCAAGAUGUCUCUCAAGAAGUGGUUCAGGUAUCUAAGUACUACUUGGAUCAUCGUCCGCCGAAUUACACAUAUCAAUCAUGGCUAUCCACGCAACAACAUUUCGAGCACUGCUUCGACGAAUCUAUCCAAGUUGGCGACUAUAUCGAAGCUCUCUUCGGAGAGCACACAGGCAAAUGCGGAGUUGUGGUUUGGUUCCCUGCAGGAGAUACGCAACUGUGGUUCCGGUAUGCAAACAUCGGGACCAAGGACAACACUGAGUACAGUCCAAGACCACCGAUUUUCCAAGUUCCUGCCACAUUGGUCCGGCGGACGGGCUUGUCGCAGACUUUGAAAUACACGAAGGAAAAAGGUUUUGAUGUGAAACCUGGAGAUGUCAUGAGAGUCACACGCGGGCCGGAGUAUCAGGUGAAAGGAGUCGUGCAGAGUGUUGACUUCCCAAAGGCUCGGUUGACACUGUUAUCUGAGAGUGAUCGCUCGCUCGUUGACGUUCCGAUCGACUUCGUGAUGAAGUUACGCAAUGCGCCCUUAGAUUCUUUCAAAGAUGUCAUUGGCCAAGAAGUGUUUGUCAUUGGAGGUGGCCGAAAGGGCUACCGAGCCACGUUAUACAGUAUUGGGAGCGAGUCUUGUACUGUUGCUGUGCAUGGGCAGGCGCGUACUGAAUGCAAACGACAUGACGUCGCCACAAGGUAUGGAAUGAGGUUGGACGGUGUGAUGCUUGAAGCGUCGGACUUGAUGUCAUUCUGCGACAUGCGAAAAAGGUCAUACUUAAAGUCGCCACCACGAAGAUUCACCACCCCUCCUCCAGACCCUGUUCCCUCCGAGCUGCCUAGUUCUAUCAACCCAGAUCCCAGUUUGUCAUUAUCCAUAUGGACUAACUGGAGCGCCAGCCUCACGGAUAUCAAUGCUGCCCAUGAUCCUUCGUCAAUCGCCACGUCCAGCUCAGAUCCCUGGACUUUCAAUGCCCAGGACAUGCAAGAUAACAUCUCCUCCAUGGUGGAGCAAGUUAAAGACAACGGCCCGCUACCUUGGUUGAUGAGCAAAGAGUUUUCUUCGCUGUUACUGACAUAUCACGCGGUAUUCAGAGUCUCACCGAGCUUCAUGGGAGGGAGACUUCACAAACCCGCACCCGAGGAUUCUGUCGCAGUAUUUUGCACAUCCAACAACGUAGGGGCCGCUGUUCAACAGUACCAUAUCCCCGCCAAGUAUCUAAGCCCAGCGCCUCCACGCAAGAAAAAUCAAUGGUGCCUCAUUCUGGACGGGAAAUCUCAUGGCCAGAUACUGACUAUCUCGAAGUGUAACGUUAAGCAAAACACUGCCGAGUUUGUGAUUGAGGGUGACACUGGCAUUACUUUGCAUUUUGAUCAAAUAUGUCUUGUCAAACAAGCCCAAUAG